GAGCUCCGCGGCGAUGGCGACGUACGUGAGCGAGCUGGAGGCGGCCAAGAAGAGCCUGAGCGAGGCGCUGGGCGAGAACGUGAAGCAGUACUGGGCCAACCUGAAGCUCUGGUUCAAGCAGAAGAUCAGCAAGGAGGAGUUCGACCUGGAGGCGCGGCGGCUGCUCACGCAGGACAACGUCCACUCACACAACGACUUUCUCCUGGCCAUCCUUACCCGAUGCCAGAUCUUGGUUUCUGCACCAGAAGGUGCUGGAUCUCUGCCUUGGCCAGGUGGCUCUGCAACCAAACCUGGAAAACCCAAAGGGAAGAAAAAGAUUUCGUCAGUGCGGCAGAAGUUUGAUCACCGGUUCCAGCCUCAGAACCCGUUGUCUGGAGCCCAGCAGUUUGUGGCUAAAGAUCCUCAGGAGGAAGAUGACUUGAAGCUGUGCUCCCAUACCAUGAUGCUUCCUACGCGUGGCCAGCUAGAAGGAAGGAUGAUCGUAACUGCGUAUGAGCAUGGGCUGGACAACGUCACAGAGGAUGCGGUGACAGCCGUGGUUUAUGCUGUGGAGAACCAUCUUAAGGACAUUCUGACAUCUGUAAUAUCCAGACGAAAAGCCUAUCGGCUGAGAGAUGGCCACUUCAAAUACGCCUUUGGGAGCAAUGUUAAUCCUCAGCCUUAUCUGAAAAACAGUGUCGUUGCUUACAACAAUUUGAUUGAGUGCCCUCCAACGUGUGUGACACCUUCUGCUGGUCAGACUGUAGCCCCUCAGCCCCCACCUGAUGAUGCGGAGCAGCAGGCAGCGCUACUGCUGGCGUGCUCUGGAGACACUUUGCCAGCAUCCCUCCCUCCAGUGAACAUGUAUGACCUUUUUGAGGCGUUACAGGUACACAAGGAAGUUAUUCCUGCACACACCGUCUACGCCCUCAACAUUGAGAGAAUUGUCAUGAAACUCUGGCAUCCAAACCAUGAGGAGCUGCAGCAGGAUAAGAUCCACCGCCAGCAUCUGGCAGCAAAGGAGGGCCUUCUACUCUGCUAGAGCCUGGCAGCUGUGUCAGGCCUAUCGCUGCUGUGCUAUUCCUUGGACUUGAUGCUGGGAUGCUGCUUAAAAUCCCGUGUCUAUGCUUCAAGGAAGACGUAAGUUAGGAGUCAGCUUUUCCUAUGGAAAUACUACUGAGGUAAUGUAAGUGGUACACUUUCUCUGCUUCCCAAGAGUCAUGUGCCAUGGAGUGCUUGCAGCAAUCCCACUUAAUUGGAAAGGAGGAAUGAGAUUUGUUUGCAAAGACUUUUUUUUUAAUGAAAAAUAAAUGUGAGGGUGUAAAGAGUUGGUUCUAAA
Molecule: messenger RNA, 1318 nt
Organism: Gallus gallus (chicken)
Lineage: Eukaryota; Metazoa; Chordata; Aves; Galliformes; Phasianidae
Gene: TADA1
Product: transcriptional adaptor 1
Exons: 8
Coding region: 14-1021 (335 amino acids)
Biological process (GO): regulation of transcription by RNA polymerase II
Cellular component (GO): SAGA complex
Molecular function (GO): transcription coactivator activity
Source: RefSeq, marked validated